AUGAUAGCAAUAAUAUAUUUCUUAUUCCUAAUUACUAAAUCAACUGUAUCUAUAUCAACCAAUGCUUUUUGUGAAUGCUAAGAGUUUCAAACCUCAAUUGAAUGUGCAUAAUAAAAGGAUUGUAAAUGGUCAACAACUUGUAAGGAUAAAAUCUGUAACGAUUUCAUUGAAGAAUCAGAAUGUGAUAGAGCAUUUGGCUGUGCUUGGAAUAAUAAUUUAUAAUAAUGUACCUAAUUCACUUCUUGUUCUAAUUAUAAAGUAAAAAUGCCCUAAUCAUGUUAUUUGAAAGAUGAAACUUGUAUUGCUGGAAAUAAAAAUUCUGAUGGAACAUAUAUAUGUUAACAAGGUACAAUUAUUUGUAACUAAAUCGGUGAUUAAAAACUUUGUGAUUCUGGGUUGUAUCAAAACCAAUAAGAAAUAUGUUCUUAUUCAUAAUCUUCAUGUCUAGCUAUUGAUAUUUCUAAAUGCUCUACAAUUACUGAAAAAAUUCUCUGCACUUCCUUAAAAUGCUCUUGGUCAAUUUCUAAUUAAUCAUGUUUGGUAGGAACAUGUUCCCAAUAUUUAUCUUAUGAUAUGUGUACCUAUGUAAGUGCUGAGAAAAUUGGAACUAAGAUCCUUUGUAUAUGGCUAAAUAAUUCUUGCAUUGAAGCAAAUGAUGUUUCUGCUCUAACUUCAUCAAAUUGCUUUAUUAAUACAGGUGGAUCAUAUGCUUGGAUAUAUGGUAAAUGCAUAGAAUGUAAUGGUAUCAAAUUUGAUACUUUGUUUGUUUUAAAUGUUAUUCUAGCUGUCCUAAUUGCUUUCAUGUUAUGA
This is a messenger RNA of Paramecium pentaurelia, 810 nucleotides long. Lineage: Eukaryota; Ciliophora; Oligohymenophorea; Peniculida; Parameciidae. The record is from the annotation of a GenBank genome assembly.